UGGCGGAGAUCGCCGUCUCUCUUCAGUGUUUCCGACAUCCGCAGUCCUGCCGCGCGUUACAGGAUAGCUGUUAAUGUUUACCAAAGCUCACUGCCCUGGAUGGUCCUUAACUAAAGAAGCAGUCGCUGCAGGAUGAAAACAUGGCUGCACCCCUUCUUGCACCGCCAGGACCUGACAGCUUCAGAUUGUUUACCCCGGAGUCUCUGGCUAACAUCGAGAAGCGCAUUGCUGAGGAAAAAGCCAAGCCUCCACCCAAGCCAGACAGCAGUUAUCGUGAUGAUGAUGACGAGAACAAGCCCAAACCCAACAGUGACCUGGAAGCGACCAAAAACCUGCCCUUCAUCUAUGGCGACAUCCCUCCUGGAAUGGUGGCGACACCACUGGAGGACCUUGAUCCUUUCUAUUUGAAUAAAAAAACAUUUAUAGUGGUAAACAAAGGAAAAACAAUCUUCCGUUUUAGUGCCACUCCAUCCUUGUACAUUAUAAGUCCUUUUAAUCUUCUUAGGCGAAUAGCUAUUAAAAUUUUGAUACAUUCAUUAUUCAGCAUGAUCAUCAUGUGUACGAUUUUGACCAACUGUGUAUUCAUGACGUUUAGUAACCCUCCAGAAUGGUCCAAACAAGUAGAGUACACAUUCACAGGAAUUUAUACGUUCGAGUCAGCCAUCAAAAUCAUUGCUCGUGGCUUCUGUAUAGACGACUUCACAUUCCUAAGAGAUCCAUGGAACUGGCUGGACUUCAUGGUCAUCUCAAUGGCGUAUAUAACAGAGUUUGUAAACCUAGGCAAUGUCUCAGCUCUGCGCACGUUCAGAGUUCUGAGGGCAUUGAAAACUAUUUCUGUAAUCCCAGGUCUAAAGACCAUUGUCGGCGCCUUGAUCCAGUCCGUGAAGAAGCUGUCAGACGUGAUGAUCCUCACUGUGUUCUGCCUCAGUGUGUUUGCACUCAUUGGCCUGCAGCUCUUCAUGGGAAACCUGCGGCACAAGUGUGUCAUCUGGCCCAUCAACAUCACCGAACACUACCAGGCCAAUGGCAGCCACGCCUUCAACUGGGACGAGUACAUCAUGAAUGAGACCAAUUUCUACACGCUCCCUGGCAGCCUGGAUGCUCUGUUAUGUGGAAACGGUUCUGAUGCUGGUCGGUGUCCUGAAGGCUACACAUGUAUGAAGGCUGGACGCAAUCCAAACUACGGCUACACCAGCUUUGACAGCUUCGGCUGGGCAUUUCUUGCUCUUUUCCGCCUUAUGACGCAAGACUUUUGGGAGAACUUGUACAUGCUGACUCUGCGAGCAGCGGGGAAGACCUACAUGAUCUUUUUUGUGUUGGUGAUCUUCGUGGGCUCGUUCUACCUGGUCAAUUUGAUCCUGGCUGUGGUAGCCAUGGCUUAUGAGGAGCAGAACCAGGCCACCAUGGAGGAAGCCGCACGUAAAGAGGAGGAAUUCAAAGCCAUGCUAGAACAGCUUAGGAAACAGCAAGAGGAAGCUCAGGCGAACGCCAUGGCCACAUCAGCAGGUACGGUGUCAGAGGACGCGGCUGAGGAUGAUGGAGUGGAGAACUUGUCGUGUAGCUCCUCUGAGAUGUCUAAACUCAGUUCUAAGAGCGCCAAGGAGCGCAGGAACCGCAAAAAGAAGUGGAAACAGAAGGAGCAAGACAGGGAAAAAGGGGACAGUGAGAAGUUUGUUAAAUCUGAAUCAGAUGAUGGCAGCAAGAAGAGGUUCCGUUUCCCUGACAAUCGCUUAGGCCGGAGGUCCUCCAUCAUGAACCAGUCUCUCCUCAGCAUCCCUGGCUCGCCCUUCUUAUCGCGACACAACAGCAAGAGCAGCAUCUUCAGCUUCAAAGGCCGCUGCCGGGACGCUGGCUCUGAGAAUGAGUUUGCGGAUGAUGAGCACAGCACCGUGGAGGAGUGCGAUCAAAGACGCAGCUCGCUAUUUAGCCCGUACCGCCGAAGCAGCUACACCGGCUACCAUGGCAAACACAACAGCACGGUGGAUUGCAACGGGGUCGUGUCUUUAAUCGGGCCUGGUCCUGGAGGACGCCUACUGCCUGAGCCAACCACUGACAUUGAGAUUAAGAAGAAACUCUCAGGCUCUUUAAUGGUUUCUAUGGACCAACUCAAUGCUUCGUUUGGGCACAAAGAGCGAGCGAACAGCGUCAUGAGUGUCACCAAUACAUUAGUAGAGGAACUGGAGGAAUCACAGAGAAAGUGUCCACCAUGCUGGUACAAGUUUGCCAACACCUUCCUUAUCUGGGAAUGCUGCCCUAUAUGGCUGAAGAUCAAGGAGAUUGUUAACCUCAUUGUGAUGGACCCCUUUGUAGACUUGGCUAUCACUAUAUGUAUCGUCCUCAACACUCUCUUCAUGGCCAUGGAGCACUACCCGAUGACGCCACAAUUUGAGCACGUGUUGAGUGUGGGCAACCUGGUAUUUACUGGAAUCUUCACUGCUGAAAUGGUGGCCAAACUGGUUGCAAUGGACCCAUACUACUAUUUCCAGGAGGGCUGGAAUAUCUUUGAUGGUUUUAUUGUCAGCCUGAGCUUGAUGGAGCUUGGACUGGCUAAUGUGGAGGGCCUGUCAGUGCUCAGAUCAUUCCGAUUGCUGCGAGUGUUUAAGCUGGCAAAGUCAUGGCCCACUUUGAACAUGCUGAUAAAGAUCAUUGGGAACUCAGUGGGUGCUCUGGGGAACCUGACUCUGGUCCUGGCCAUCAUUGUCUUCAUCUUUGCCGUGGUGGGCAUGCAGCUGUUUGGGAAGAACUACCGGGACUGUGUGUGUAAGAUUGCUGAAAGUUGCGAGCUGCCCCGUUGGCAUAUGAAUGACUUCUUCCACUCGUUUCUGAUCGUGUUCCGUGUGCUGUGUGGAGAGUGGAUUGAGACGAUGUGGGACUGCAUGGAGGUCGCUGGCCAGGCUAUGUGUCUCAUCGUGUUUAUGAUGGUCAUGGUCAUCGGAAACUUAGUGGUUCUGAAUCUGUUCCUUGCCUUGCUGCUGAGCUCAUUCAGUGCAGACAACCUGGCAGCCACGGACGAUGACGGAGAGAUGAACAACCUGCAGAUCUCUGUUAACCGUAUCAAAAAAGGCAUCGCUUGGGUUAAGGCCAAAAUUCGACAGUUAGUGCGUGCUAGGAAAGUGGUGGACGAGGCAAAGCCUCUGGAUGAGCUGUACGACAAGAAACUGAACUGCAUCACUAACCACACGGACCUCAAUCGCGAGUUGGACUACCAGAAAGAUGCCAACGGUACCACCAGCGGCAUCGGAAGCAGUGUGGGCAAGUACAUGAUCGACGAGGACCACAUGUCCUUCAUCCACAACCCCAAUCUGACCGUCUGUGUGCCCAUCGCGGCAGGGGAGUCUGACUUUGAAAACCUAAAUACAGAGGACUUCAGCAGCGAGUCAGAAGCUGAGGGUAGUAAAGAUGGGCUGGAUGACAGCAGUUCUUCGGAAGGCAGCACUAUAGACAUUAAGCCGGAGGUCGAGGAAGCUGUGGUGGUGGAGGCAGUGGAGGAGUAUGUUGACCCAGAGGCAUGCUGGACUGAAGCUUGCAUUGCACGCUACAAAUGCUGUGACGUGCCAAUCACCGAGGGUUGGGGGAAGAGCUGGUGGUACCUCCGCAAGACCUGCUAUCUUAUAGUGGAGCACAACUGGUUUGAAACGCUCAUCAUCUUCAUGAUUCUCCUGAGUAGUGGAGCUUUGGCUUUUGAAGAUGUUUACAUCGAGCAGAGGAAGACUAUUCGGAUCAUCUUGGAAUAUGCCGAUCGGGUGUUCACCUACAUAUUCAUCCUGGAGAUGUUGCUAAAAUGGGUAGCCUAUGGUUUUGUGAAGUAUUUCACCAACGCCUGGUGCUGGCUGGACUUCUUCAUUGUGGAUGUGUCUAUAGUCAGCCUUAUAGCUAAUGCGCUGGGCUACUCCGAAAUAGGGCCCAUUAAAUCACUCAGGACACUCAGGGCCCUGAGACCUCUCAGAGCAUUGUCCCGUUUUGAAGGGAUGAGGGUUGUAGUCAACGCCUUGGUGGGUGCCAUCCCUUCCAUUAUGAAUGUGUUGCUGGUUUGCCUCAUCUUUUGGCUGAUUUUUAGUAUCAUGGGUGUCAACCUGUUCGCGGGGAAGUAUUACUACUGCUUUAACGAAACGUCUGAGGAAUACUUUCCUCCCGACGAAGUGAACAACAAGACGCAAUGCUACGAGCUCAUCAACGCCAACAUCUCUGGGGUGCGCUGGAAAAACGUCAAGAUCAAUUUUGACAACGUAGGUGCCGGCUAUCUGGCUCUGCUGCAAGUGGCUACUUUCAAAGGUUGGAUGGACAUUAUGUAUGCAGCCGUUGAUUCCCGAAGGGUGGAAGACCAGCCCGUGUAUGAAGACAACAUCUAUAUGUACCUUUACUUUGUCAUCUUUAUUAUUUUCGGCUCGUUUUUCACCCUCAACCUGUUUAUUGGUGUCAUCAUCGACAAUUUCAACCAGCAAAAGAAAAAGUUUGGAGGUCAGGAUAUCUUCAUGACAGAAGAACAGAAGAAAUACUACAAUGCAAUGAAGAAACUUGGCUCAAAGAAACCACAAAAGCCCAUACCUAGACCUCAGAACAAGAUCCAAGGAAUGGUGUUCGAUUUUGUGACGCAGCAGGUCUUUGACAUCUCUAUCAUGAUCCUCAUCUGUCUGAACAUGGUGACUAUGAUGGUGGAAACAGAUGAUCAGUCAACGGAGACAGAAAAUAUACUGUACUGGGUGAACUUCAUCUUCAUUGUGGUCUUCACUUCUGAAUUCGUGCUCAAGCUCUUCGCUCUGCGUCACUACUAUUUCACCAAUGGUUGGAAUGUGUUUGAUUGUGUUGUGGUCAUUCUUUCUAUAGUCGGGAUGUUCUUGGCUGACUUGAUUGAGAAGUACUUUGUGUCACCGACCCUGUUUAGGGUUAUUCGUUUGGCAAGAAUUGGUCGUAUCCUGCGUCUGAUCAAAGGCGCCAAAGGCAUCCGGACAUUACUGUUUGCCUUGAUGAUGUCACUGCCAGCUCUCUUCAACAUCGGCUUGCUGCUCUUCCUGGUCAUGUUCAUCUUCUCCAUCUUCGGCAUGUCUAACUUUGCCUACGUUAAACGGGAAUCUGGAAUCGAUGACAUGUACAACUUUGAGACGUUUGGAAACAGCAUGAUCAUUCUGUUUAUGAUCACCACCUCUGCAGGGUGGGAUGGCCUAUUGGCUCCUAUCCUCAACUACCCACCAGACUGUGAUCCUGACAAGGAGAACCCGGGUACCUCGGUAAAGGGCAACUGUGGCAAUCCUUCCGUGGGCAUUUUCUUCUUUGUCAUGUACAUUAUUGUGUCUUUUCUGAUCGUGGUAAAUAUGUACAUUGCCAUUAUCCUGGAAAACUUUAGUGUGGCAACAGAAGAGAGUGCUGAUCCGCUGUGCGAAGAUGACUUUGAGUCCUUCUAUGAGAUCUGGGAGAAGUUCGAUCCUACAGCUUCGCAGUUUAUCACGUUCGCAAAGCUCAGUGACUUUGCUGACACUCUUGAACAUCCCCUAAGGGUGCCUAAGCCCAACACGAUAGAACUCAUUGCCAUGGACUUGCCCAUGGUGAGUGGAGACCGAAUUCACUGCCUGGACAUCCUGUUCGCCUUUACCAAGCGUGUUCUGGGUGACAGUGGUGACCUGGACAUGAUGCGGCAGCAGAUGGAAGAGCGCUUCAUUGCCGCCAAUCCUUCCAAGAUAUCCUUCGAGCCCAUCACCACUACGUUGCGGCGCAAGCAGGAGCACAUGUCUGCUUCGGUCAUCCAGCGCGCUUACCGCGCCCACCUUAUACGUCGAGGCUUCAUUUGCAAGCGGCUCCUAAGCAGCGGGAAGCUGGAGAACGGAGGGACCAACCAAGAGAAGAAGGAGGAUACGCCCUCCACUGCCUCACUGCCCUCCUACGACAGCGUGACCAAACCCGAGAAAGAAAAACUGGAUGAAAGCGAAAGCAAAGGCAAAAACCAAAAAGACAUCAAGGAAUCAAAGUGUUAGAACUAUGCCAUUGGUUAUAGCCAAAACAAGACACAAUUGUGAUGAGACUCAAACUCACGACUCUAACAAAUGUAAAGAAAAAUCAUUUUCAAUGAAACUGAGAAAAGUGGAAAAAAAAAAGUUGUUUACAGACAUUACAGAUGCGCCAGUGCAGAGAAAGCAGCUUGGUUUCUUACCACUUUGAUUACGACCAAAUCGAACCCUAUUGAGCUUCCUGUGUGGCCUCUGUACUCAGCGACCAAGAUUUUACAGCUCUACACAGCAACUAAAAAACACCCAUAAAAGGCCCAAGACAGAUAUCUAUGUUAGGGACCACC
This is a messenger RNA of Clarias gariepinus (North African catfish), 6283 nucleotides long. It is a transcript of the gene scn8aa, whose product is annotated as sodium channel, voltage gated, type VIII, alpha subunit a. Gene Ontology annotation, biological process: sodium ion transmembrane transport; neuronal action potential; membrane depolarization during action potential. Lineage: Eukaryota; Metazoa; Chordata; Actinopteri; Siluriformes; Clariidae. Gene Ontology annotation, molecular function: voltage-gated sodium channel activity. The coding region runs from base 141 to 5966 and encodes 1941 amino acids. The transcript is spliced from 27 exons. Gene Ontology annotation, cellular component: voltage-gated sodium channel complex; axon; plasma membrane. The record is from RefSeq and is a predicted model, not a curated record.